AACCCAUACCACCACCUGUACUUCUCGGAUGGUUUCGUAUACGCUCCACCUCCAUCGGUGUCCUUCGUGCCCGUUUCACCCCCUCGUCUUGUCAUGUUCGUGGCAAACGAGACUGGUGUCAAUGACAACCACAACGAGGGAGGACAACUUCGUGGAGAGAUUGGUGCCGGCAGACGCAGAAGCUCAAGCGCAUUUUGGUUCGAUGCCUACAGUGUCUACCUUGGUUGCGAGAACCACUCUGCCCAUCAAUGCGAGCUGCAGAUCACCGGCCUUGUUUACCACGAGAAGACCAGAUCUGAAGUUGAGGCAUUCCACCAGACGGUGUUCCUCGAUCCAUGCCUCUUGCCCGACGGUUGUGGUCUCACACAUGUCCAGUUCGACUCGUCCAUGAAGGGACUGAGUGGUAUCCGUAUUCAAGCCGUUGUUUUCUAUGAGCCUGUCUCUUGGUUUAUGGACAACCUGGCUCUCGGCUGGUCCAACGACACUUGCGCUGCUGGCUUGUUGAGAAUCGAAAGCCAGUAA
Messenger RNA from Aureobasidium namibiae CBS 147.97, 522 nucleotides. RefSeq lists its product as uncharacterized. The transcript has a single exon. Lineage: Eukaryota; Fungi; Ascomycota; Dothideomycetes; Dothideales; Saccotheciaceae. The annotation marks the transcript as partial. The record is from RefSeq and is a predicted model, not a curated record.